This is a messenger RNA of Caenorhabditis elegans, 2539 nucleotides long. It is a transcript of the gene nas-37, whose product is annotated as Zinc metalloproteinase nas-37. Bases 2 to 2299 code for a protein of 765 amino acids. The transcript has 18 exons. The record is from RefSeq and is marked reviewed. Lineage: Eukaryota; Metazoa; Nematoda; Chromadorea; Rhabditida; Rhabditidae. Gene Ontology annotation, biological process: proteolysis; molting cycle, collagen and cuticulin-based cuticle. Gene Ontology annotation, molecular function: metallopeptidase activity; metalloendopeptidase activity; zinc ion binding. Gene Ontology annotation, cellular component: extracellular region.
AAUGAAGUCUCAAGCUUGUCUAAAAGUAUGCCUCGCGCUAAUCGGAUUAGUCAGUAUAGUAUCUACAGCGUAUAUUGCCAACGACGUGGUCUCAGAUUAUGCAGAGGUCAAAGAAUUGUUGGCUGCCUUCUACAGAAAACAUGCAAAAAAAUAUGGUCAUGACUAUGAUCCUGCUGCUAUUCAAGCUAUUGCUGAAAAUAUGGAUAAAUCAGUGAAGAAUGACAAAACUGAAGCAACUGUGAACAGAAAAUUGUGGAACGAAGUUUUUGAAAAUGACAUAAUUUUAACACUUCCACAGGCUGAGUCAUUGUUAUCAGAGUCUAAUUCACCAAGAUCAAGGCGACAAGCUCAUCCAGAUCCACGUAAUUUCUGGCCAAAUCUCACAAUUUCAUACGAGUUCUACGGAGGAGAAGAGACUUGGAGACAACUGAUCAGAAGUGCUAUUAGACACGUUGAGCAGAACGUUUGCUUUAAAUUCAAGGAAAAUGGAGGAGAUAGAGAUGGAUUGAGAUAUUAUAGAGGAAACGGGUGUUGGUCAAACGUUGGUAGGGUUGGAGGAAGACAAUUGGUUUCUAUUGGAUACGGAUGCGAUAGUCUUGGAAUAGUGUCUCAUGAGACUCUGCACGCCUUGGGACUUUGGCACGAACAGUCGAGAGAUGAUAGAGACAAUUUCAUUAGUAUUGUUGCUGAUAAAAUUACAAGAGGAACAGAAGGAAACUUUGCCAAACGCACAGCUGCCAACAGCGACAACCUUGGACAACCGUAUGAUUUGGGAUCGGUUAUGCAUUAUGGAGCAAAAUCAUUUGCAUAUGAUUGGUCUAGUGAUACCAUAAAAACUAGAGAUUGGAGAUACCAAAAUACCAUUGGACAAAGAGAUGGGCUUUCAUUUAAAGAUGCCAAAAUGAUUAAUACCAGAUAUUGCAGCAACGUUUGUCAGAGAAGUCUUCCAUGUUUAAAUGAGGGUUACACGGAUCCAAACAACUGUGGACGUUGUCGUUGUCCAUCUGGUUAUGGAGGAACAUAUUGUGAAACUGUAGAGUAUACAUCUUGCGGAGGAUCACUUACUGCUUCCAGUUCCUACAAAAAGAUAGAAAGUGGUAUUGUGCAACCAGAUGCGAAUUGUGUGUGGCGAAUUAGAAAUCCUGGAGGAAAUGUGGAAGUGAUGUUUGAUCAGGUGAACUUCCAAUGCGCAGAUCCAUGCCAGAGUUACGUUGAAGUAAAAUAUCUCAGCCAGAAGACAUCGACAGGCGCACGACUAUGUUGUAGUUUACCGUCUGUCAUUCGUUCCGAAGGAGAUGAUGUAAUUAUCAUUUUACGAGGAACUCCAAACACUGCAGUUGGGUGGAGAGGAUUCACAUUGAAAUACAGAGCAAUUGGAGGAACUCCGAUCACACCGGCCACCGUUCGACCGACAUAUGCAACCACGACUAGACCCUACUGGACAAGAACGGCAAGUGGCUGGAUUCACAUUAAAAACCCACCACUCUAUAAACCCGACGGCCAGAUCUACACCUCUGAUGAGCAAUCGGCGGAAACCAAAUAUUCCUCUGAGGAGCUUUAUGAUCCGAGCACAUUCCUUUCUCCUUCUUCUUCUUCAGCAUCACCCGCACUGCUUCUUCCUUCAGAUGCCUCUCCUCAGAGGCCAUCUGCACAAGAGCAUGAUCUAUCGCAACUAUCUCAAAAUGCUUUAACUCGUCCUACGCCGACGACGACAGUUGCUCCAGAUACAGCUUCGUGGAGUGCUUGGGGAGAAUGGUCCGCUUGUUCACAGCCUUGUGGAGGAUGCGGAACUAAAACCCGAGUUAGAGCAUGCUACGGUGGAAACCAAGUUUGCCCGGGAAGCAAUUUGGAUAGAGAAAGUUGUAACGCUCACGCCUGCGCUAAGCCUAAGAAAGGAAUGAUCUGUAAUGGACGUCUCCUACUUCCGUGCGAUUUGCUUGCCAAGCUCAAUUUUGGAUCCAACAACUACUUGAACCCCAAAUUGAAACAAUCCGGAUUUGCGAGAUCCAGCACGCUUCCGCUACCACGUAUCUCGCAACGUAAACCAGUUUUCGUUAACGAAUUGGAAGUUCAUCCACCAACAGAAAGAUUCCUCUCAUCAAGCACAAGAAGGGUGAAAAGACAAACUGCCAACAGAUUUUGUGAAAAACGAUUCAUUUACCAGUGCCCAACAGCAUUACUCACCAUCCAAAUGGAAUAUAAACCAGAUACUCAAGGAACCAAUGAUGCUUAUUUCCAACAGUACCCAGAAUGCUGCUCUGGAUAUACGCCUAGAAGAGGAGUUUGCUACAAAAACUGAAACCGAUAUUUUUUGUAAUUUUUUGUUUUUCCUUCCCCCACACGUUUGAUAUUGCUCAUGAUCUGCUUCUCAAACUCGCUUUCUUUUUUAUUUUUGUUGAUAGACACCAUUCUCUGUUGCGUUUUUACACUUGCCUGUUCUUUCUCAUCAUUGCUGCUCAUUCUGCUCACUUUCUGGAAUGGUUAUGAAAAUGUAUCGUGUUUAAUAAUACCAGUCUAAUAAAUCUUUUCAAAUAAUUUU